Messenger RNA from Trichoderma asperellum CBS 433.97, 498 nucleotides. NCBI's taxonomy places the organism in Eukaryota, Fungi, Ascomycota, Sordariomycetes, Hypocreales, Hypocreaceae. The record is from RefSeq and is a predicted model, not a curated record.
GCCGCCUGACCCGCAAAUAACCUCAUGACUUUGCAAAAAUUAGAAUACUCAAUAUACAUGAUCACUUCUCCCGCAUACUUCUAUGGCUAGCGUAUCUUCGCCUCGCGAUUCCCUCCAGCGGUUCGUUGAUGCAAGAAGUCUAGAACAGCCUUUGAGCAAAAACCCCUAUUUUCUGACAAAUCCUUCACUCACUUCCCACCCGUGGACCGUCCAUGGCUCACCCCAGACCAUACAACCGCGUUGCUCUCCGUCAACAAACCCUUCGUACAAACUCUUCGCUAGAUCGAGUUGAAGGGCGUGAGCAUCGUAUUGUUUAUAAAGGCGGAUCAGAUUAUCCCGCAUCACAGGGCAUGGGAAUAUGUCUAUCCAGUACUCGUGAGGCGUAGAUUUCUGUAAAGUAGUGGGUAAAAGCUCUGGUGGGACGCAACUAGGCGGAUCUAUGGCUAAGCUUGGAAGGUUUGCUAGAUUUCCACAAUACAAUCAGGUCAUGAGACAGGG